This is a messenger RNA of Helianthus annuus (common sunflower), 1119 nucleotides long. RefSeq lists its product as uncharacterized. Bases 1 to 1119 code for a protein of 372 amino acids. The record is from RefSeq and is a predicted model, not a curated record. The transcript has 3 exons. Gene Ontology annotation, molecular function: protein dimerization activity. NCBI's taxonomy places the organism in Eukaryota, Viridiplantae, Streptophyta, Magnoliopsida, Asterales, Asteraceae.
AUGGUGGAAGUAGAAGACGAAGAACAUGUUGAAAAGCAACAAGAACAAGAACAUGUUGAAGAGCAACAACAAGAAGAGCAUGUUGAUUAUAUAUUUGAUCCAAGAAGGUGGGAAGGACUAAAUGCGGAUGAGAUUAAACUAUUGGUCGCGAAAGGUCCUAAAAGAGAUACUAGUAUUGAAUUUGGUCCAUAUGAUAAAUUUAAUAGACGAUUUUCAGCAACUAUUUAUACAAGAACAUUAUCAAACUUGGAGAAGUGUGAUAGAGAAUGGCUAGCAAUCAAAUUGCAACUUGAUGAUGUGCGGGAAGCUUUGCUUGAAGUUGGAGAGACAGAUAGUGAUGCUGCAAUUGCAGAGGAAGCAUUAGCUUUAGCAGAAAAUCAACUUAGUGGAUUUGAUUUUUUGGAUUAUAAAGAAACAGGUUUUCCUAAAGCGAUUGAAGAAGCUACGGAGAUUGCUAGUGAUAUGGAAAUUGAUCCCAUAUUUAAAGAAAAACGUAAGAUUAAAAGGAAAAAAAGAAAAGAUGAGACUUCUAGUAGCGAAGAAGUUGCAUUUACAGUAGAAGAGAAUUUCAGAGUAAACUUUUUCUUAUAUAUUGUGGAUCAAGCUAUUGCUUCUUUAGAGAAAAGAUUUGAACAAUUUAAAUGGUACGAGGGUUUAUUUGGUUUUUUGUUUCCACGUACGUUGAGGAUUAUUAAAGAUGAAGAUCUUAAGUCGUCUUGUCAUCGUCUUGAAAAUGCAAGCAGGUUUAAAGAAAAAUCGGAUAUUGAUGGCGAGGCACUUUAUACAGAGCUUAAUUUAUUUCGUGACUCACUAACCAAUAAAUUUAGCAGUCCUGUAGAUGUUUUGGAGUAUAUGAAAGAAGACGGUUAUUCCCCAGAAGCAUGCAUUGCAUAUAGAAUAUUGUUGACUAUUCCAGUCACUGUGGCAUCUGCAGAAAGAAGUUUUUCGAAGUUGAAGUUAUUGAAAUCUUACCUACGAUCUUCAACGUCCCAAGAAAGACUUAGUGGGUUGGCGAUGAUUGCUAUCGAGAACGAAGUCUUAGAUGAUAUAAACUGUGGAGAGGUGAUUCAACAAUUUGCUAUCAAGAAUGCAAGGAGAGCUUCACGAAUCAUUGGUUAG